This is a messenger RNA of Eruca vesicaria subsp. sativa (arugula), 2238 nucleotides long. NCBI's taxonomy places the organism in Eukaryota, Viridiplantae, Streptophyta, Magnoliopsida, Brassicales, Brassicaceae. The record is from the annotation of a GenBank genome assembly.
AUGGGAACAAAGUUCUUAGCUCUUGGUUUGUCUUUGUGUCUUGUCCUCUCAAGCUUCUAUCAAGUUUCUUGCCAGGAUGAAGGAACUCCAGGUUUGAGUUUGGAUCUAAUCGAGCGUGAAUACCAAGAUAAUGUCAAGUCUCUUCAAGGCAAUGAAGGAGAAGAUCAAUCUGGUGGUCAGAAAAACAGUACAGUGACGGUUAACAAGACUAUCUCUCUGUCGAUAUCGGAAGAAUCAGUGGAAACCCUUAAAGAUUCUACUGUUACCUCGUCUCAGGUAGGAGUUGUUACUGAUGAAGGCGUUCAAGCUUCAAGUAUGUUGGACCAUAUCGAACUUGAGUUCCAAGGCAAGUCAAGACAUUUACUCUCACAUAUCAAUGAGCUUAAGAAGGCUGGAUCUGAUGGUAUCAACAAGGUUGAUGAAUCUAAGGAUGAUGAAGAACUAGCUGCUCAGAGGAAGAAAAUGAUGGAAGAGAUUGAACGGGAGUUUGAAGCUGCUGUAGCAGGAUUUGAAAAACUCAAGAUUGAUGGUUCCACUCAAGGAAAAGAUGAUGAACAAUCUGCAAUGAGACAAAGUAUGUUGGAUGAGAUUGAACGUGAUUUUGAAGCUGCGACAAAGGGUCUUGAACAACUGAAGGCUGAUGAUUUAACUGGAGUCAAUGAUGCAGAACACGCUGCAAGGAGACAAAAGAUGUUGGCAGAGAUUGAAAGAGAAUUUGAAGAAGCUACAAAAGGUCUUGAAGAACUAAGGCAUUCCACUUCAAGCACAGAUGAUGCAUCACACUCUGCAACUAGAACAAGUAUGCUAGAUGAGAUCGAACGUGAGUUUGAAGCUGCUACAAGUGGUCUUAAACAGCUAAAGAUUAAUGCUCACACUGUCCAAGUUGAUGAUAAAGAACAAGCUGCCAAAAGACAGAGUAUGCUGGAUGCAAUCGAACGGGAGUUUGAAGCCGUUACCGAUAGCUUUAAACAGCUUGAUGAUCUCGCUGAGAACAAAGAUGAGGGAGACCAAUCUGCAAAGAGGCAAAGUAUGUUGGAUGAGAUUGAGCGUGAAUUUGAAGCUGCUACAAGUAGUCUUAAGAAACUAAACCUUGAAGAUUCCACUCAAGGAGAUAACACUGCAGAAAAUGCAAUGAGAAAUAGCAUGCUUGAAGCUAUUGAACGCGAGUUUGAAGCUGCUACAAAAAGUCUUGGAGAGCGGAAGGCUAGUGAUUCAACAACCCAAGGCAAUGAUCAUGAUGAACACUCGGCAAGUAGACAAAGUAUGCUUGAUGCUAUUGAACGCGAGUUUGAAGUUGAAACUGAGAGAAGCAGCAUGUUGGACGAAAUCGAACGUGAAUAUGAAGCAGCUGCAAGUGCAAAGGCUUCUGGAAAAUACUCUGCAAAGAAUACACAAACCAUUAGUACAGUGCAUAAAACUUCUGGUGGAUCCAACUCUGGUUUUAGCAGUCUUUUAAAGUCUACAGAUGGUGUGUGUGGUUGUUUUAACAAAGACAAAGAUGGUCUUAAGGUAGACACAGGUUGUUCAAUUAACAUAGGGGAGAUACUUGCUGAAGAAUCAAACUUCCAGGGCUCAGAGACAUCUAGCCUCACCAGUUCAUUGACCAAUCUUGUUCACACUCAUAGACAAGAAACAAAUUCAAAGGGAGGCACAGUCCUUGUCUCCGAAUCAGAGAACAUAGAGAGCUUAAAGCUAACCCUAAAGAAGCUAAGAGGUCUAAGCGCACGGGAUCUUGUAAACCAUCCCAACUUUGACGAGAUCAUAGAAGCAGGUACACGUUACGAGGUACUCAGCUCAGCUUCAAUAGGUUACAUCUCUUUGCUAGCCAAAUACAAAACCGUCAUUAAAGAAGGACUCGAGGCUUCUCAGAGAGUCCACGUCGCGCAAACUCGCGCCAAGCUUCUCAAAGAAACCGCGUUGGAGAAGCAGAGAGCCGUGGACGCAGAGUUCACGUUUGCCAAGACUCUUGCUCAUCAGGGAGACGCGUUGUCUAUCAAAAUCUUUGCGAUCAAGAAACUGUUGGUUAAGCUUGAAGCGGAGAAAGUGAACAUUGAUCUUAAGUUCAAGUCUACGGAGAGUAAUCUAGCACGGCUUCUUAAGGAGGCUUCUCAGGCUUAUGAAGAGUAUCAUGUGGCUGUGCGUAAGGCUAAGGACGAGCAAGCUGCUGAGGAGUUCGCUCUUGAGACGACCAAAAGAGCAGAACAUAUUUGGGUUGAGUUUCUUAGUUCGCUUAAUUGA